AUGCUUAAGAAAAAAACAUCUGGGACAUCAACUAAAUACAUUUUUGAAUGUGAUGGUUGUAGUAAAAAAUUUUCAACAAAAGACAUUCUCGCCAAACACAUUUCAUACAGUCAUAAGACGCAAAAGAACUCAGACAGCACUGCAGUUCGGACACAAGUAGUACUAACUCCAGUACCACAACAAACAGAAAUAUUUAAUUGUGAUAUUUGUGAAUUUAAAACAUCUCAAAAACGUUCCAUGUUGGCACAUCUUAAAGCGCACGUCGCUAAACAAAUGUACUGUUGUAAUAAUUGUGAAUAUAAAUGUAUUAGAAAAAUUCGGACACAAGUAGAACAAGCUCCAGUACCACAACAAACAGAAAUAUUUAAUUGUGAUAUUUGCGAAUUUAAAACAUCUCAAAAACGUUCCAUUUUGGCACAUCUUAAAGUGCACGUCGCUAAACAAAUGUACUGUUGUAAUAAUUGUGAAUAUAAAUGUAUUAGAAAAAUAAAUAUGCCUUUAACAGCCGCCGAAAGGCAGAGGAGAUAUAAAGAAAAACUCAAACUGAAUUCUGAAAAGUACGAAGAAUAUAAAACAAAAAAGCGGGUGAAUUAUCAUACAAAAAAGAGACUUAUUAAAGAUUUAACACCACAAGAGAAAUAUAAUGCAAGAACAAUUUGGAGACUUAGGAAGAAAAAUUUAAGACAGAACAGGAAAAAUUUAAAUCACCUUCUUGAUAUAACACCUCCGAGUUCUUCUUCUAUAUUGAUAGCUGGAGCAGAUGCUAUGAUAGCACAUGAUGCUUUUCAAAAUUCACCGCAUCAAAACGAUGACGAUACGGAUAUAUCUGGUAUUAACAGUCCGCAAAAUAUGCUCCUAGAUAAAAAUGUAUCAAGGAAAAGUAGAGGACAACAGAAAAUUAGGAGAGAUCGAUCAAAAUUAUAUAGGGAAAAUUUAAAGUUGCGGGAAGAAAAUGAAAAGCUAAAACAGAAAUACGAAAAAUACAAAAAACGUUGCCAAAGAAACAAACAUGAAACAAUGGAAAAAGACAAUGCUGAUAAAACGACAAAGUACAUUAAGCUAUCCGGUGCUAUCAAAGAAAGGUACCAAAAAACAAAGAAACAUAAAGAUAAGAAAAUACUGAAAGACAUAUUUGAAUGUAUUGAUGACUGUGAAAAAAAAGUAAUGGUUGAAGAAUCUCUGGGAAUAACCGGAAAAAUAAGGACUAGUUUGAAAGUAAAAUCGAAUACAACAGAACUAAUGAAAAUAGUUGAAACCUUUUACCUGAGAGAUGUUUCAAGACCCACAGCUGGUAAAAAGGAAACGAUUACACGGCAGGGCCAAAAACUGCAAAAAAGGUUCCUUUUGGAGACAAUGAAAAAUCUUUAUAAAACAUUUAAAGCAGAAAAUCCGAAUACAAAGUGUUCAUACUACUACUUUACAAAAAACAAACCUUUUUAUGUUGUAAAACCUUCUGUAAGUGGACGCGAAAUGUGUUUAUGCAAAAUGCAUACCAAUCCCGUGUAUAAGGCCAGGGCAUUAAAAAACAAGGGCAUUAUUAACAACGACAGCAUGAGUCACCUUAUUGCCGCUACAGUUUGCAAUCCCAAAGAACAAGCCUGUAUGUAUGGAACUUGCAAUCAAUGCUGCAGUUUCAAAAUUAGUUCUGAUGUUGAUAAAGAUACUGAUAAAAUUCAAUGGAAAGAGUGGGUAAGAGUUGAAGAAGCAUAUGAAAAAGAUGGAAAGAGAUUUAAAGCAUUUAAAAAUAUUAAAAAAGAUAAGGAAGGAACUUCUAAAGCGUUGUUAGCCGCAUUUAAUGAAGAACUGAAAUUAUUAAAGAAACAUGUUUACAAUAUGAAAGUUCAAUUUAUAAACUUCAGACAGGCCAUUGAAAAUUUACAACAGACGGAAGUGGUCAUUGUGGCUGACUUUAGUGAAAAUUACUGUUUGUCAUCAAACACAAAUCAUCAACCUGCAGCUAUAUGGGCACAUUUGAGUCCUGUACUAAAGGAUAUUAGAAGCUCGUACCCCGACAUUUCCACUGUUCAUUUCUUCACAGAUGGUCCCUUUAGUCAAUACCGGCAAAAACAGAACUUUUAUCUUGGCUCAACUGCAUUAUUUGACCAUGGGUUCAAAGCCAUGACUUGGUCAUUUUUUGAAGCUGGUCAUGGAAAGGGGCCAGCAGAUGGCAUUGGGGGAUAUUUAAAAAGAUCAGCAGAUGAUUUGGUCGCCAGAGGUAAAGACAUUUCAUGCACGGACAAUUUUUAUUAUGUAUUGAAAGAUGUUAGCAAAAUAAAGCUUUACUUAAUUGCAUCAAAGGACAUAGAAGCCAUCGCAAAACAACUGCCAUCUAAAAUCCAGCCCCUGCCAGGUACAAAAAAUGUUCACCAAAUAUUUACCACUGGUCGAGGACAACUUAAAUAUAGAAUACUUAGCUGUUUUUGUAGCAGAGGUUUUUGUGAAUGCUUAGCACCAAAAGCAUACAGGUCUGUUCCACUUGUAACAGAAAUUGUGACAACCGACCGUGACAACAAUCAAGCUGAAGUUGAAGCAGUAAACGCUAAAAAUAACGGGGUUGUUUCUGGAUCGUACGCUAACGAGAAAAGCGUUGAUAAGAAUAUGCCGUGCAGCUCCAAAACUUGUGAGGUCCCUAUAAGCUCCGAGGAAGACUUACCUUUAAGCCACUACAAAGUUUCUGCGGAGAAAUCCCCUCUUAAAGAAAUUGAGUUGAUUGAAUUAAGCCAAGCUCACAACAAGAAUUGGUAUCAAUUUGUUUAUAAAACACCUGAAACUUCUGAUGAUGAGCCAGUUAUGACAUCUCUAAAACCAAAAAGUUCAACUGCCCAACUUAAUAAAAACAAAGGGAACCAGGAAGUGCGACAGGGGGACUUUUUAUUAGUAAACGUUCAUGCCACAAAAGGUAAGCUUUUUAAAUAUGCUUGUGUAGUUGAUGAUUUGCACGAAGAUGGCGAGAUCAGAGUUACAUUUUUACGUUCUGUGAACAAGAAAAACACAUUUCGUCUCGAAAAGAGUGACGUAGCUGACAUCGACUACACUGACAUAAUAGAAAUUCUAGCUGAACCUAUAAUUACUACCAAAAGAGGCCAACAGUAUUACAUAUUCGAAUAUGAUGUACACGUUUUAGAAAAGUGA
Parnassius mnemosyne (clouded apollo) is the source of this 3132-nucleotide messenger RNA. The record is from the annotation of a GenBank genome assembly. NCBI's taxonomy places the organism in Eukaryota, Metazoa, Arthropoda, Insecta, Lepidoptera, Papilionidae.